CCUGCAGCGGAGGAGGAAUCGGCUGCAUCACGGUUCACCCUAGCAAACACUACUUUGUUGUAGCAGAGAAGAGAAACCAGCCCAACAUCAUCAUAUAUAAAUAUCCAUCGUUAAAACUGCACCGGAUCCUCAGAGGCGGCACAGAGCAGGCGUACAGCUGUGUGGAGUUUAACCAUGACGGCAGCCUGCUCGCCAGCGUGGGCAGCGCCCCUGACUUCAUGCUGACGCUGUGGAACUGGAGGCAGGAGGAGGUGACGCUGAGCUGCAAGGCCAUUUCUCAAGAGGUCUACCGGGUCAGCUUCUCCCAGUUCAACCCAGAGCUGCUCGCAACGUCAGGAUCUGGACACAUCAAGUUCUGGAAAAUGGCGAACACAUUCACAGGGAUGAAGCUGCAAGGGCUUGUGGGACAUUUUGGGAUAACUCCAGAGACUGAUAUUGAGGGCUACGUGCAGCUUCCUGAUGGAAAGGUGGUGUCCGGCACAGACUGGGGCAACUUGCUGCUGUGGGAUGGAAACACCAUUAAGGCGGAGAUUUGCAGAAACAAGACGCAGAGCUGCCACAUCGGGACGGUUCAGCCGUUUGUUCUUGAGGAAGGGCAGCUGUUAACGAUCGGUUCUGAUGGAAUGGUCCGGGGCUGGGACUUUGAGAAGGUCGACGCUGCAGACAGCAGCGUCAACGGCAGCAGGUUUGAGCUGGAGCCGUUAAAUGAGCUGGAGGUCGGAAACAACGUCUGCCUCUCGUCCGUGGUGAAGAGCCCCCAGCCCGACUCCUCCGUCUGGUUUGCUCAGGAUUCCUGCGGAGCGAUCUGGAAACUGGAUCUUUCUUUCACCCACACGGCUCCCGAUCCAGAGUGCCUGUUUUCCUUCCAUGCCGGGGGGAUCCAGGGCAUGGACGUGUCACCGAAAUCCCACCUGAUGGCCACGAUUGCUCUGGACC
Messenger RNA from Paralichthys olivaceus (Japanese flounder), 936 nucleotides. NCBI's taxonomy places the organism in Eukaryota, Metazoa, Chordata, Actinopteri, Pleuronectiformes, Paralichthyidae. The record is from RefSeq and is a predicted model, not a curated record.